AUGACUCUCGUCGACAGAACGAGCCAUGCCAGUACUCUCCUUCAGUCUAAUGACACGCGAAAUCUACUUGACAUUGUUGACAACCUUCGCUCUCAAGGCAUUAGCAGAUACAUUGAUCUUCCCGAGAUCGUUGUGUGCGGUGAACAGUCGUCCGGAAAGAGUUCAGUCCUGGAGGCGAUUUCGGGGGUGACUUUCCCUAGCAAGGACAACCUUUGCACCAGGUUUGCGACUGAGUUGAUACUCAGACGCGGUCCACCCUCGCCUAUCAAGAUAAGCAUCGUGGCUGGAUCCAAUGAGCAGCGUUCCCAAGAGGAUAAAACAAAGCUUUCGGAUUUCAAGCAUGAGAUUUCAGUCUCUGCAGAAGCUCUACAGUUGGACGAAGUCAUCGAGUCCGCCAAAGCGGCCAUGGGUAUCGAUGAUAGUACUAAAGUAUUCAGCUCCGACAUCCUUCGCUUGGAGCUUUCUGGUCCGGAACAACCUCAUCUCACCCUUGUCGACCUUCCGGGUCUGUUCCAAGCUGGGAGUCGUACCCAGUCCGUUGCAGAUAGCGAGACUGUCAGGUCACUUGUACUGUCUUACAUGAAAAGUCCGAGGAGCAUCGUCCUUGCGGUCGUUUCGGCGAAGAAUGACUUCAACAACCAAGCCAUCACCAAGUACUCGCGUGAGAUUGACCCAAAGGGUCUUCGAACGCUUGGACUAAUUACCAAGCCUGACACUUUGGACAAGGGCUCAGACAGCGAACGUUUCUAUGUUGAGCUCGCACAAAACAAGGAUGUUAAAUUUCGGUUGGGAUGGCAUGUCCUGCGCAAUAGAGACUACGCCACAAGGCAUUCCACCUUACACGAGCGUAAUCUGGAGGAGGAGAAGUUCUUCGCUUCCGGUGUAUGGACUUCGCUCCAUCCAACCCAAGUAGGAGUACACUCUUUGAAGCCUAGGCUCAGCAAAAUACUCAAGGAGCAGAUUCUGGUCCAACUUCCAGAUGUUCUGGCACAGAUACAGAAUGGCAUUCAAGACUGCAAUCAUCGAUUGGAUGUCUUAGGUGCUUCUCGCACUAGUCUACAAGAGCAACAGCGAUAUCUUCUGCAUGUAAGUCAGUCGUUCAGCAAGAUGGUCAAAGCCGCCGCCGAUGGUCUCUAUUCCGACCCCUUCUUUGGGGACGCAUCUACAGAGAUUGGCUACCGAAGGCGCCUCAGAGCGAUCCUCCAGAACACCUUGACGGAUUUUGCAGAGACUAUGCGAAAGGAGGGACACACAUACGCUAUCGUAGAUGAGGUAUUGGCAAACCACCCUAGACAGAUCACACGUACAGCCUACGUGGCGAAGGUCAAAACUCUUCUGAAACGAAGCCGGGGGCGUGAACUGCCUGGAACGUUCGAUCCACUCAUCAUCGGACAGCUGUUUCACGAACAGCGUAAGCCUUGGACCAACCUAGUCAAUGACGCUGUGGACAAGGUCGUUCAAGCGAUUCACUUCGUAGUACGGUCAGUUUUGUCGCAGCACUCCAAUGCCUCCACGCUGGAUGCACUCCUGAAGCACUUCAUCUACCCUCGACUGGAGGGUCUCACCAGGGAACUGCGCGCAAAAGUUGAAGAGCUCCUCACCCCGCACGACACAGGCCAUCCUAUCACGUACAACCACUACUUAACCGAGAACGUUCAGAAGGCACAAGACAAACGUCGCGCGCGUGAUAUCAAGAAGUCCCUCGAGAAAUUCUUUGGUGGUGAUUACACCUCUGAAGGAACUCAUGUCAUGCAUAUCAACGUCAACGAAUUGAUCCAAGUCCUCGUCACAAAGACCGAGGCUGACAUGAACAAUUAUGCAAGCUCUACUGCUACAGACUUCAUGGAGGCAUAUUACAAAGUUGCCUUGAAGAAGAUUAUCGACGACUUCAGUGUGCUGGCCGUUGAAGCCUGUUUCAUUGAGAAACUCCCAAGCUUGUUUUGUCCGGAAGACGUGUUCGAUCUCUCCACUGAGACAAUCGCGAUCCUAGCUGCAGAGGAUGAAGAGUCCGCUGCCGAGCGAGCCCGAUGCAGCGAGAAGCUCAAGGUGUUGCAGAACGGUCUACGGGAACUGAAAGGUGUGCAAGGAAUUUCGUCGGCGGCGUAUCACGGUACGUCAGCAUGAAGUAC
Messenger RNA from Paraphaeosphaeria sporulosa, 2129 nucleotides. RefSeq lists its product as uncharacterized. Gene Ontology annotation, cellular component: cytoplasm; membrane; microtubule. Bases 1 to 2124 code for a protein of 707 amino acids. Lineage: Eukaryota; Fungi; Ascomycota; Dothideomycetes; Pleosporales; Didymosphaeriaceae. Gene Ontology annotation, molecular function: GTPase activity; microtubule binding; GTP binding. The transcript has 2 exons. The record is from RefSeq and is a predicted model, not a curated record.